This is a messenger RNA of Ctenocephalides felis (cat flea), 2746 nucleotides long. RefSeq lists its product as uncharacterized. The coding region runs from base 137 to 2548 and encodes 803 amino acids. The transcript has 10 exons. The record is from RefSeq and is a predicted model, not a curated record. NCBI's taxonomy places the organism in Eukaryota, Metazoa, Arthropoda, Insecta, Siphonaptera, Pulicidae.
GGUUUGGUGUUUGUCAUCAAACUUAUCAUAACCAAAGUGUUUUAUUAAAUGUUUUAAAAUACAUAAUUAUUUCGCGAAAUAUGUGAAUCUGACGGUGACGUCUAAACACGUUGUUUUCUAAAUAAAAACAUCCAAGAUGAGUGACACAAUAUUCUUUUCUCGGUUAUUAUUCUUUGGGUGUGUCAUAGGAUUGGGCGUUUACGCCCAGUACGAAUGGCAAUUACGAGAUAGUUUCGAUGAAAUUCGAGCGAAAAUGGACCAGGUUACGCCAGAUAAUUGUCCAAUUCAACAUCUUGGCGACUUGUAUCUACCUGAAGAUUCUGUGUCUCACUUGCCUGAUAUCAAAGACCUGAAUAUAAAUCCAGUUUUCCCAAAUCGAACUGCUCUUCUACAUUUGCAUAACAUAGCCAUAAGCAGAUCAUUUUUUUGGAGUUAUAUUUUACAAAGUAGAUUCAUAAGACCAGCAAUUAAUGACACAUACGAUCCUGGAAUGAUGUACUAUUUCCUGUCAACUGUUGCCGAUGUUUCAGCAAAUCCCUUUGUAAAUGCUAGUGCCAUAUAUUUUUCACCAAAUAGUUCAUAUACUUCAUCUUAUAGAGGCUUCUUUAACAAAACCAUGCCUUUAUUUGCUCCAAGAACUUUUCGAGCAGAUGAUUUUAAUGAUCCUAUUCAUUUACAAAAAAUAUCUACCUUAAAUACUUUUACUGUUCGAGAUCUUGGUGCCAUCAGGUCUGAUCAAUUGAGUUCUGAUUACACAUCAGAUUUUUAUAGAAUCAAUGAAUGGUACAAAAAAUGGUUGCCCGAUAAUGUUGAGAAGAGACAUGAUACUAAAACUACAUACCAAAUAGAAAUACGUUAUGCCAACAAUACCAAUGAAACAUUUACCUUCCAUGGACCUCCACGGGCUGAUGAAGUACCUGGUCCUGUUAAAUGGACUAGACCUUAUUUUGAUUGUGGUCGCUCAAAUAAAUGGAUGGUAGCUGCUGUGGUUCCAAUUGCUGAUAUUUAUCCACGUCACACACAAUUUAGACACAUUGAAUAUCCCAAAUAUACUGCUGCUGUAGUAUUAGAGCUUGACAUGGACAGAAUUGAUAUCAAUCAAUGUCCCAAAGGUGAAGGUAAUAGUGGCCCUAACCGAUUUGCUGAUACUGCCAGAUGCAAAAAGGAAACAACUGAGUGUGAACCAUUACAUGGUUGGGGUUUUAGGAGAGGUGGUUAUCAAUGCCGGUGUAAACCUGGUUUUCGUUUGCCAAGUGUUGUUAGAAGACCAUAUUUAGGAGAAAUUGUUGAAAGAGCAUCAUCAGAACAAUAUUAUAAUGGGUUUGAUUGCAGCAAGAUAGGAUGGGUGAAUAAGAUGCCUAUACAAUGGGAGAUUGCACAUCCCUAUGUACGAGAAAAAUAUUUGGAGAAGUUUCAUGAAUAUAGAAAUUACUCAUCAGGAUCAAGCUCAUUACAUAAUAAAAGAAUGAACAUAGAUGAGGCUUUGAAAUUUAUUAAAGGUGUAAAUUAUAAAACAUGCAAAAAUUUUCAUCCUCAAGAUUUAAUGUUGCAUGGAGACAUUGCUUUUGGAGCAGAGCAACAAUUUAGAAAUGAGGCUUUGAUGGCCGUUCGGUUGGCUAAUUUUAUUAGUGCUUUUCUGCAGAUCUCUGAUCCUACUGAAGUUUAUUCUGGGAAAAGAGUAGCUGACAAACCACUUUCAGAAGAUCAGAUGAUUGGAGAAACAUUAUCACUUGUACUUGGUGAUACAAAAAUUUGGAGUGCUGGUACAUUUUGGGAGCGAAAUAAGUUUACAAACCGUACUUUCUUUGCACCAUUUGCAUAUAGAAAAGAGUUAAAUAACAGGCAAUUUAAAGUAGAAGAUUUAGCUAGAUUAAAUAAAACUGAAGAAUUAUAUACAAAUAGACAAUGGUUUCAGUUCUUGAAACAACGUUGGUCUACAAAUUUUGAAGAUCUUGAGAAGUUUGCUAUGAAAAUUCAAAUAAGACAUAAUGAAACUGGAGAAUUUUUGAUGAAAUAUGAAAACUAUCCAAAUUUUUAUCGAGCUGCAAAUAUUGAUCAUGGACAUUGGACUGCCCCACAAUUUGAUUGCGAAGGCAAAGUGAAAAAAUGGCUUAUAACAUAUGCAUCACCAUUCUUUGGAUGGGAUGGAAAAAAAGUUAAACUAGAGUUUAAGGGUGUUGUUGCUGUUACAAUGGACUUGCAGCAAUUAGAUAUCAACCAAUGUCCAGAUGACUUUUACGUGCCAAAUGCUUUCAAAGAUACACACAAAUGUGACAAAAAAAGCUCAUAUUGUGUACCCAUUUUGGGCCGCGGUUUUGAGACAGGUGGUUACAAAUGUGAAUGCAACCAAGGAUUUGAAUAUCCAUUUGAAGAUUUAAUUACAUAUUAUGAUGGUCAAUUAGUAGAAGCUGAAUUUGAAAAUAUUGUCAAAGACAAAGAGACAAGGUAUGAUCUUUUCAAAUGUAGACUGGCUGGUGCAAGUAGUAUCCAAGGUGGAAUUUAUAUUUUACUUGCAGCUUUUAUGUUUUGGAACUUAAUUCAUAGAUAAUAUUAUUAUCUAUAACAGUUAGUUUUAACAUGUAGUUGUUAAAUUAUUGCACUAUUGUAAUUUUAUAUUUUUUAAUGUGUUCAUCAGUAUUAGGAUUGUUAUUUUAUAAAUUCUUAGGACAUUCCUUAUCUCAUUUGAGAAUUUUAUAUUGAAAAAUAAUCUUAAGAAUAUACUCUCCAGAUAUAUUAAAAUGUUGAA